Hypomesus transpacificus is the source of this 2172-nucleotide messenger RNA. It is a transcript of the gene idh3g, whose product is annotated as isocitrate dehydrogenase (NAD(+)) 3 non-catalytic subunit gamma. Gene Ontology annotation, molecular function: magnesium ion binding; oxidoreductase activity, acting on the CH-OH group of donors, NAD or NADP as acceptor; NAD binding. Gene Ontology annotation, biological process: tricarboxylic acid cycle; isocitrate metabolic process. The transcript has 13 exons. The record is from RefSeq and is a predicted model, not a curated record. NCBI's taxonomy places the organism in Eukaryota, Metazoa, Chordata, Actinopteri, Osmeriformes, Osmeridae. Gene Ontology annotation, cellular component: mitochondrion. Bases 40 to 1230 code for a protein of 396 amino acids.
CACUCUGCACAUCCUGAUUCCUGGCUGAUCUCAACCAAGAUGGCAGCUUCCAGUGCAGUACUAUCGAUGUCCAAACUCCUAAAACCAAUCUGGGGCAGACAAUUGGCGAAUUCAGCGAAAAUUUAUGGAGCGACACUGACCAGUCACAGGGAGAAGUCAUCAAGCUAUAGAGAGAAUAUUCCUCCACCGGCUAAGUAUGGUGGGAGACACACAGUGACGCUGAUCCCAGGAGACGGCAUUGGACCAGAGCUGCUCAACCACGUCCGGGAGCUCUUUAGGUUCAGUUGCGUGCCAGUGGACUUUGAGGUGGUCAACGUCAACUCCUCAUUAACCACAGAGGAAGACAUCGACAACGCCAUCACCGCCAUCCGACGCAAUGGUGUCGCUCUCAAAGGUAAUAUUGAGACCAACCACACCAUGCCGCCCGCUCACAAAUCAAGGAACAAUCUCCUACGCACCAGCCUGGACCUGUAUGCUAACGUGAUGCACUGUCAGUCCCUGCCUGGAGUCCAGACUCGCCACAAGAACAUCGACAUCAUGAUCAUCAGGGAGAACACAGAGGGGGAGUACAGCAGUCUGGAGCACGAGAGUGUGUCCGGAGUGGUGGAAUGUCUCAAGAUCAUCACAAGGAAUAACUCCCUGAGGAUCGCAGAGUACGCCUUCAAACUGGCCAGGGAGAAAGGGCGGCGCAGGGUCACUGCCGUCCACAAGGCCAACAUCAUGAAGCUGGGCGACGGCUUGUUCCUGCAGUGCUGCAGGGAGGUGGCAUCAGGUUAUCCAGACAUCACCUUCGACAGCAUGAUAGUCGACAACACCACCAUGCAGCUGGUGUCCAAGCCGGAGCAGUUUGAUGUGAUGGUGAUGCCCAACCUGUAUGGGAACGUGGUCAGCAAUGUGUGUGCCGGCCUGGUGGGAGGGCCAGGGCUGGUGCCCGGGGCCAACUACGGCCGAGACUACGCCGUCUUCGAAACAGCCACAAGGAACACUGGGAAGAGUAUUGCCAACAGGAACAUUGCCAACCCCACGGCCAUGCUGCUGGCUAGCUGCAUGAUGCUCGAUCACCUGAAGCUGUAUGACUACGCGACUAUGAUCCGGAACGCGGUGCUGUCCACCAUGAAUGUAACCAGGUUGCACACGGUGGACAUCGGGGGGCAGGGCACCACUUCUGAGGUGGUGCAGUCCAUCAUGAGGAACAUCCAGAGCAAGGGACCUCUCACCACAGAGUUCUAAACCAACACACACAGCUACACAAUGCUGUGUCUGAGGACACGGCAAACCUUGUAUGUGUUUGGAACAACUGUGUGUGCCCGGAGAACAGGUCUGCAUGUCUGUAUCUGUAACGUGACAGUCCCUCCCUUUAUUGGCGUUAACAUCGAAACGGUUCAUGUCACAAAAGUCACUUCACAGUGUAAUAGUCGUCACAUGUUGCUCUCGAUGUCUGUCCAUUCAUGAUUUAAAAAGAAUUUAACGUUUGCCUUUAAGUGAAUUAUCUCUUGGGUUAUUCUCAAACGGUUAGGCCCAGACAUGGAGCCUCUUGUCUCCUGAGAAUGCCCACAUUCUGGGGUCAUGCUAUAAAAUCUGUUCUGACAAACUUCAGUGAUUAAGAAACAAGGGCCCAUUUUGUGGUAACCGUUUAGGUAACACAUGAUGGACGCACAUUACAAGGAUCCCUUUUAGCUGGGAGGUGUUUUGUUCAGAUACAAUCUUGGUAUUAUUGCAUAGGUUCUGACCUGUACACUGCUUACUCAUUCCAUGUUCCCUAUCCGCUAUUCUUAUCAGCUUGCUGCUAACAGCAUCUUGCUGCUAACCAGGAUAACCUUAUAAACAGUCUUAUCAUUUUAUGACUAUUAUUAUAUUUUGUUUACCUGUGAUUCACUUGCGAUUCAAGGCCUACUUUUACCUUACCUUAAGUUUUGUUGUACUUCAUUUACUGUUACAUCUGCUCAUCCUCUUCAGAUCACGUGGCGUAACAUCGAAACGGUUAUUUUUAAUUUUAAGUUAACGCCAGGCACUGACAACAGUUAUCUAGUGUACCUCUUUGUCAUAGUCAUAAUGUUAACUCAAAUGUGCUGCGUGUGUAUAAACUGUGAUACACCCAGAUCAUCUUGUCUUUGGUCCAUACCUAUUAUUAAAUUUUUCUUGGAAAAUAUAAUAAACUUUAUUAAAGCUGUG